GUCAACACAAAAAAAAAAAGAAUAGGAAAUUUAAAAAAAAAUUUGUAAAAGUUGCUGAGAAUGUCAGGAGGAAAGCAGGGGGAAGAGGAGUGCAAACGUAAGCUGCAGAGCGUCGUCAAGUUCAACAGGAAUCUGCAGAGGAAUGAAGUACUUACCUUGCAUUACCUGGGAUUACCAUAUUUGGUCUUGUCCCGCACUCCAUUGCUGCGCCUCAAGGUGCCCGUGAGCACCUUCAACUACCAGGAUGGCGACAGAUGGGGAAUUGCCUUGCAACUGAUCUUCACUUGCCCCGUCAACUAUCCGCUGCAACUGCCGCACAUAGAUCUGGCCGAGAAGCGUAAUGUGAGCACAGAACUGGAGAUGAGUCUGCGCACGGAGAUUGCCCUGACGCUGGAGAAGCAUUUGGGUCUCUACAUGAUUGUGCCUGUUGUCACACAGCUGCAAAUGCUGCUAAACAACGAAGUGCGACAAUUGCCGUUGCAACAUUAGUUUAAAUUGCUUUGUGGCUGAAGGGAAGCUCGUAAAUGUUGAGUGUAUUUUGCUGUCCAAAUGAGUGGACGAGUAGUUGUUGCCAGUCAUCAUCAUGUAGGUAUAAGUACAGAUAUACAUAGGUAGGUCCUUGUUGUCUGGACGCGUAUGUACGUGCACAAACAUGUUUGCCGUAGUCCGUUGUAACUCACGCAGAAUACGUGACUUCUGGCAUUGGCGGACACUUUGAAGUAUGCAACACUUGGCCAAACGUUAACACGUGCCAGCAAAAGGACGCGCCAGGACGACAGCUCAUUAAUUGGCGACCCUGGCACUUUCAGUGGCCCAUCCCAUCCCAUUCCGUCCCGUCCAGCCUUAACUUAUCUUUUAUGCGCAUGCCAAAGCAUUUGACGUAGUUAUCUAACUGAGAAGUGGAACUGCGCUUAGUUCCUUGCACAUAUCCUUGUUACAUUUCCUUCCGCUGUCGCCGAUCGAAAUUGGAUGUUAAAAAAAGAAAAAUAUAUAGAAUGAAAUAAAGAAAAUGUGGCAAAGACA
Messenger RNA from Drosophila innubila, 1023 nucleotides. RefSeq lists its product as uncharacterized. Gene Ontology annotation, molecular function: protein binding. The coding region runs from base 61 to 489 and encodes 142 amino acids. The record is from RefSeq and is a predicted model, not a curated record. NCBI's taxonomy places the organism in Eukaryota, Metazoa, Arthropoda, Insecta, Diptera, Drosophilidae. The transcript has a single exon.